Molecule: messenger RNA, 780 nt
Organism: Striga asiatica
Lineage: Eukaryota; Viridiplantae; Streptophyta; Magnoliopsida; Lamiales; Orobanchaceae
Source: the annotation of a GenBank genome assembly
AUGUAUGUUGUUGCGAUGCACACCACUACUCUCACCAAGAAGCAGCGCAUUUCCUUCUUUGCUCUCUUUUUGGAAGGAGCAGCAAUGCGGUGGUACUAUAGCUUGGAUGCCAAGAUACGGGAUGAUUGGCGCGAGAUGGCCGAAAUCUUUUGGAAGUUUUGCGCACUCUUACUCUUCUUUGGGAACUCUUCCCAUGCUCGCCUACUGCUGGCUCUUCUGCCAACCCAGCAACCAUCCAACCUACCAACCAUGCUCCCUUGGUCCCUUUCAACUGCACAGGGAAGAAACCUGCAUGAAACAGAGGAUGUCUGCUUGGAGUUCAUCCCCCGAGAGCUGGGGGUGUCGAGAAGCGCGCCUUUUUAUGCAUGCAAGUUUGACCAGGAUUUAUCCAUAUUCGAGAUUGUUCUCUUCAUUGGUAUGUUCUCAUACCGAAUCCCCUUUAGACGGGCGACCCUCCACGUGCUUACUAGCAUAAGAGAUAGGGGUAUGCCGAGUCCGCCUAUCAAGUUAAUCGCGAAUUGCAGGGAACGAACGAAGCAAAGCGAAGUGAAGGAAAAAAGAGAUCCUCGGGAUAAUUUCUUUGGGCGACCAUGUCUCAGUCAAAGGGCCGGCCGGGCAGACAUGAAAGUGAAAAUGGACCGGGAUAUUUUGGCAAACAAAAAGCUUUGUGUUGAUCCUCAAUCUCGUCGCCUUCAGAAAGAAGACCCCGCCUUUCGAUCAAGGGCUUUCUCAAUUACAUGGAUCCUCAACAAAGAUUUGAACCUUGGGGAUAACCAUUAG